CACCACGCACCGCCAUGCCGCCCAAGUCUAUACUGAAGAAGACGGCGCCCGCCGCGGAGCGCGAGGGCAAGCCCGUGAACCAGCGGCACCUCGACGUGGCCCUGCACCAUGCCAACAUCCUCGAGCAGCGCAAGGCCGUCGAGGCGCAGGUGCUCGACGCCGUCAUGACACUGAUGGAGUUUCCGACCUCGCCCCAGGCAGACCCCGCGCGGCCCUCGCCCGCCGACGCGCGCGCCUUCGAGGACGCCGUUGCGACGUUCCAGCCUGCCGACUACGACUCGCUGAUCGAGGAGCGCAACAUCGCCGACAAGUGCGGCUAUGCGCUGUGUCCGCGCCCGAAGAUGCGCGCGCGGUCGACGGCGCGCAAGCAGUUCGUCGACACGGACCGCGGCGUGGAGAUUGUCGACCGCAAGGUGCUGGAGGUGUGGUGCUCGGACGACUGCGCCCGCCGCGCGCUGUACGUCAAGGUGCAGCUGAACGAGGAGCCGGCGUGGCUGCGCGCGGGCGGCGACCGGAUUGAACUCAUGGUCGACAACGCGCCAGAGCUGCACACCACGCUGCCCGUGCGGACGAAGCCUCAGGUUGUGCCAGUGGCAGUCAAGGCGGAGGAUGAGGACGACAUGGACGCGGCCUGGGCUGCCCACGACACCGCCGCCGCCGAGCUGGCACUAGAGCGCGGCGAGAAGCCGGGUGCGGUGGGCAAGGCAAACAGCAGCUUGGUUAAAGAUACCAUCACCGAACACGCGCCCAGCGCCACCCCGCCGCAACCGCCCACGCCCGCAGGCCCGACCAUGGCCAUCGAAGGCCACGUCCCGCGCCACAACCGGCCCAAGGACGAGGAGGAGGAGGACGACCCGCAGGACUGGGACAAGCACCUGCCGGGGUGAACAGGUUGCGAGUAGUCGAUUACCUACUGCGCACGAUUAUUCUAUUCCGCACCGUGCCAGACCCCUACAGAAGCAUGGUCUGCACGCAAGACGUCGAGAUCUGGAGUCAUCUAGACAUCUCGACAGCGACGCGGCGACAAGCAGCGUGCGAUUGAAGUGGGGAAGGGGGCGAGAGGACGACACGCAGUUGCGUUGUCUCU
Molecule: messenger RNA, 1087 nt
Organism: Boeremia exigua
Lineage: Eukaryota; Fungi; Ascomycota; Dothideomycetes; Pleosporales; Didymellaceae
Product: Rtr1/RPAP2 family-domain-containing protein
Exons: 1
Coding region: 15-887 (290 amino acids)
Cellular component (GO): nucleus; cytoplasm
Molecular function (GO): RNA polymerase II CTD heptapeptide repeat phosphatase activity; RNA polymerase core enzyme binding
Source: RefSeq, a predicted model, not a curated record